AUGUCGUACCGGGCUCCCUUCGUGGUCCCCGCGAUCAAGAAGCACACUGCGACUGUCAUUAUGGCGCAUGGUCUGGGCGAUAGUGGAGCAGGCUGGGUCGGUCUUGCACAGAACUGGCGUCGCCGAAGCAAAUUCGAAGAAGUCUCGUUCAUUUUCCCUAAUGCGCCCAUGAUUCCGAUUACAGUUAAUAUGGGCAUGACAAUGCCGGGAUGGUAUGACAUUGCGCAUUUGGGCCAAGAUAUGGACUUUGAAGAAGCUCAACGCAAACAAGACGAACCCGGGAUCCUCAAAUCCCGCGACUACAUCAACGGCCUCAUCAAAGAAGAAAUCGACAAGGGCAUCGCACCCUCCCGCAUAAUCAUCGGCGGCUUUUCGCAGGGCGGCGCUAUAUCGUUGUUUACUGGUAUCACAUCUCCACACAAACUUGGUGGUAUUUUUGGGUUAUCGUCCUACCUGUUACUUGCAACCAAACUCAAGGAAUUCUCGCCACCAGGCGGAGAGUUGCCGAAUGCGAAGACGCCGUUUUUCCUGGCUCAUGGAUACGAGGACCCAGUGGUCAAGUAUGAGUUUGGUGAUAUGACGCAGAAGCAUCUCAAGGGGAUGGGGUUUGAUGUCGAGUUUCAUAGUUAUCGUGGCCUUGCACAUUCUGCAGACCCGGAGGAGAUUCAAGACUUGGAGGAUUAUAUGGAGAAGAUUCUGCCGCCUACAUCGGGCGAAGAAGCUGCUCCUAUUCUUUUGGUUAGGACGAGAACCCCAUCUCAACACCACACACACCACAACACAUUUUUAUAUGAAAACCCUGUAUUUUUGAAGAUGGCAUCAUCAUCAGCACCCCGCUCAACUCUAUCCCAAGAUAUCGGCGCCGCCCUCGGUCUCACAGCCCAUGGCCUCCGCAACCCAGCCGAACUCUGGACUGCAGUAGGCCCAACCAUGAACGAACUCACUUGGGGUCUGAUAGGACACUCGUUUGACCCUAGUAGUGACAUUCCUGAUUUACCGGGCAAGGUUAUUUUUGUCACCGGCGCAAACACGGGCCUCGGCAAAGAGACAGUCCUGCAACUAGCACGACACAAUCCUGCACGAAUCUAUCUUGCAGCCAGAAAUGAGCAGAAGGCCGAGAAUGCAAUUCGAUCUAUCAGACAGGAGCUCUCUGCAACGGGGGCAGGUACUGCUAACGAAGUGGAUAUUCAAUUCAUCCAGCUAGAUUUGACUUCAUUCUCAUCUAUACGACAAGCCGCCGAAACAUUUCUACAAAAAAAUACUCGACUGGAUAUUUUGGUGCUGAAUGCAGGCGUCAUGGCUGAGCCAGCCAUUACAACACCCCAGGGCCACGAAAUCCAAUUCGGCACGAACCAUAUUGGUCAUUUCUUGCUUACUGAGUUACUACUUCCCACUUUAUUGAAAACUGCGUCACCUUCACCAGGAGAGACCUCCUCGACAGCGCCAGACGUGAGGAUCGUAGUCCUCACGAGCUUGGCAAGUAGCUACACCCCUUACCAUCCAGACUACAUGCAGUUGAUCUCCUCGCCCGAACGCCUUCUGGAACUCACGACCUGGCAACGCUACGCAAUCAGCAAAGCCGCCAAUAUACUGUUUGCGACAGAGCUUGCGCGUCGUUAUCCAUCCAUAACCUCUGUCUCGGUACACCCCGGCCUCGUAGCCAGCGAUCUUUACAACGGCACACAAGCCACCAACGCUAUCGCAGGAUCAAUGCUUCCUUCUCUAAAACUGCUGUUCAGGUCCGUGAGGUCGGGAACAUUGAAUCAGCUGUGGGCUGCGGCGGGUGCACGCAAAGAUGAGUUGGUGAAUGGGGCGUAUUACACUCCUGUGGGACAUCGGAAUAAGAGGAAUCGGUUUGUGGUUGAUACGGCGUUGGCGAAGAGGCUAUGGGAGUGGACGGAGAAAGAGGUUGAGCGUUUUUAA
This is a messenger RNA of Talaromyces marneffei, 1923 nucleotides long. RefSeq lists its product as uncharacterized. Bases 1 to 1923 code for a protein of 640 amino acids. Gene Ontology annotation, molecular function: hydrolase activity. The record is from RefSeq and is a predicted model, not a curated record. NCBI's taxonomy places the organism in Eukaryota, Fungi, Ascomycota, Eurotiomycetes, Eurotiales, Trichocomaceae. The transcript has 9 exons.